Messenger RNA from Camelina sativa (false flax), 1459 nucleotides. RefSeq names its product arogenate dehydratase/prephenate dehydratase 6, chloroplastic. Gene Ontology annotation, cellular component: chloroplast; cytoplasm. Gene Ontology annotation, biological process: L-phenylalanine biosynthetic process. Lineage: Eukaryota; Viridiplantae; Streptophyta; Magnoliopsida; Brassicales; Brassicaceae. The record is from RefSeq and is a predicted model, not a curated record. Gene Ontology annotation, molecular function: arogenate dehydratase activity; prephenate dehydratase activity.
CACAAAAGAACUACUGUACCCUCCACUUUGUUAUUUCCUUGAGCUUGAAGUUCCAAUUCGUAGACGCCAUUGCUUAGAUAUUAAAACUGUAUCGAUCGUCUCCUUCUACCAACAAUCUGAAGAAGCCGAUGUUUGGGGCUACUCAGCCGGCGCCUGCGACUGCACGAAUGGCGCGAUCUGGUCGUUCUGAAUGGCAGAGCACUUGCGCUAUUCUAACAAGCAAGGUUGUUUCUCAAGAGCAAUCUGAAUCUUUACCGAUUCCUCCAGUUUCCAGCGGAGUUGAUCACGUGUCUGCCGUUAACGGCAAUCACAGCGCCGCACGAAUGAAUCUAGUUCCGAUUGAGAAAUCUGAUAGCAAUCCAUUGGUCCUCCAGCAGCAUCGUCAGAAGCCUCUCAGCAUGUCGGAUCUCUCACCGGCUCCAAAGCACGGAUCUAAUCUACGUGUAGCGUAUCAAGGUGUUCCCGGCGCUUACUCUGAAGCAGCCGCUGGUAAGGCUUAUCCUAAUUGCCAAACUGUACCUUGCGAUCAAUUUGAGGUAGCGUUUCAAGCGGUGGAGCUUUGGAUCUCAGAUCGCGCUGUUUUACCGGUUGAGAACUCCCUCGGCGGUUCUAUUCACCGUAAUUACGAUCUUCUCCUCCGGCAUCGUCUUCACAUCGUCGGCGAAGUUCAGCUCCCUGUUCACCACUGUCUAUUGGCUCUUCCCGGUGUUCGCAAAGAGUUUCUCACGCGCGUGAUCUCACACCCUCAAGGACUCGCUCAGUGCGAACGCACGCUUACGAAGCUGGGACUCAAUGUCGCACGUGAAGCCGUCGACGACACCGCAGGAGCCGCCGAGUUCAUCGCCGCUAACAACCUCCGCGACACAGCCGCAAUCGCGAGCGCACGCGCCGCUGAGAUUUACGGUUUGGAGAUUUUAGAAGAUGGGAUCCAAGACGACGCGAGUAACGUGACGCGCUUCGUGAUGCUGGCGCGUGAGCCAAUCAUACCUAGAACUGAUCGGCCGUUCAAAACUAGUAUAGUCUUCGCUCACGAUAAAGGCACGAGCGUGCUCUACAAGGUACUCUCGGCUUUUGCCUUUCGAGACAUCAGUUUGACGAAGAUCGAAUCGAGGCCGAAUCAUAACCGUCCGAUAAGGCUUGUAGAUGAUGCAAACGUAGGGACGGCGAAGCAUUUCGAGUAUAUGUUUUACGUCGACUUUGAGGCCUCCAUGGCGGAGACGCGUGCUCAGAAUGCGUUAGCCGAGGUUCAGGAGUUUACAUCGUUCUUGCGUGUACUGGGAAGUUAUCCCAUGGAUAUGACUCCUUGGUCACCAUCGUCAUCAUCAUCAUCAUCAUAACCAUAUACCAUACAUGUGAAAAUGUAAAUUUGUACAAGAAAAUGAAGUUUAUAUUUGUUGAUCCGUGUGUUGUAAAUUUUGAAAAUUAGCUUUUACAUUUUCAUACGGCAGCACUCGUAUAA